Molecule: messenger RNA, 1618 nt
Organism: Triplophysa rosa
Lineage: Eukaryota; Metazoa; Chordata; Actinopteri; Cypriniformes; Nemacheilidae
Exons: 8
Coding region: 50-1192 (380 amino acids)
Biological process (GO): negative regulation of transcription by RNA polymerase II; chromatin organization
Cellular component (GO): pericentric heterochromatin; nucleus
Molecular function (GO): chromatin binding
Source: RefSeq, a predicted model, not a curated record
GUCACCCAGGUUCAACUGCGCAUCUCGGUUACAAAAGACGACCGGGAAAAUGUCGUGUUGUGCAGUGGGAUGCCAGAAUCGGAAAUCUGUAAACAGUGGUCUUAAGUUUUACCGAAUACCAUCAACUUGCACUCCUUUUAAUGCCAACCGCAGACGUCUUUGGAUACAAGCCAUCCGAAGAGCCGAUUGGAAAGAGGACCAAAUAAAAAAUGCCCGACUCUGCAGUUCACACUUCAUAUCAGGAGAGGUAUCCAUGGACUUCAAUAGUCCCGACUUUGUCCCUUCUGUCUUUUCCUACUCAACCCAUUGUGAAAUAAACAAAGGCGAUGCAAAACUUGAGAGAUUUAAGAGGAAAAGAAUAAGGGAUGAAACCACGCACAGACCACCAGAUGAUGUACAGCAGUCCAAAGAAGUUACUGUUGAGGUUGCAUCAGAAUCUUCAGUAACUUGCCUCUCCUCAGAUGACUGCAGAAUGGAGCCUGGUGCUGGUCCUUACACUGAAGCCACAGUCCCAAAUGUUCUCCAUGAUGAUCUGAAACACAAGUACAGCCAGCUUUCUGCAGAGUGUGUCAACCUGCGUUCGGAGAAAUCUGAGAUUGAGGAACUAAAAGCAACACUCAGAAAUACACAAUUUUCAUUUACAUACCCAGCCAUACAGCUCGACAUGGGUAAGAAACAGGCAGGCAAAACCAAGAAGGAUGCUCCAGAGCCCGAAGAGUUUGUGGUGGAGAAAGUGAUAGACCAGCGGGUGGUCAAUGGGAAAGUUGAGUUUUUCCUUAAAUGGAAAGGCUUCACAGAGGCUGAUAACACCUGGGAGCCUGAAGAGAAUUUGGACUGCCCCGAACUGAUUUCUGCCUUUCUGGAAUCUCAGAAAGGGGUAGUUGAGAAACCAGACUCCAAUAAAAGAAAAGCCUCCACUGGCUCUGAUACGGAAACAGAAGAGAGUAAGGCCAAGAAAAAGAAGGAUGUGCCUGAAAAGCCAAGAGGGUUUGCAAGAAACCUAGAGCCAGAGAGGAUCAUUGGAGCAACUGACAGCAGUGGGGAGCUCAUGUUCCUCAUGAAGUGGAAGGACUCUGAUGAAGCAGACCUGGUGCCUGCACGAGAGGCCAACACUCGGUGCCCACAAAUAGUUAUCGCCUUCUAUGAGGAAAGACUGACUUGGCAUUCGUGUCCAGAGGAUGAGCAGCAAUAACAUCUCAAUUUUUUUGCUGAAUGGUUCUGUGGUGUCUUCCUCCUGUACAGUGUGUUAUCUUUUGCUAGCUGAUGUGUGGGUAAACUGACAGUGGAGGAUUCUUUUAAGUAUUGAUUGGCCUGUAAACUAUGUGCAUGACUGAAUUGAGCCAGCGAAAGGAUGUAGAAGGGUGGAUGAUGAAUGUGUUUUUAAUAGGAUGCUUAGACUCUUCAUUUGGACUGUCACCAGUGCUGUUCAUCAUAAGGCAUUGACAUUUGUUUUUCUUCACCAUGAUUGUAAUCCUCUUAGAGAGACAAGAAACAUUUAUUUUAACUCCUGUUUCAUUAGGUUUAAGUUUUUAUUAGUUACCUUCCAUUUUGUUUACAUUACUGUAAAUGUUUGUGUAAAUAUUUUUAGUUCAAUAAAGGUUUACAUGCCUGCUUUUAA